AUGCCACUCGGUGCACAAUCUGCGAGGCUAGGACAGUCUCUCGUGCAUAACGCACGUCCAGUGAUACCAUCCUUGUCAACAGGACGCGCCACGCUCUCCACUGCACAUGCCCUGCGCUCAGCGAGCAAAUCUCCACUGAGGAUGGAGAAUCAGAAGAACGUAGGCCACCUGCCAUCCUACGCCCCUGUUGGCGUUUCUGCCGCGCUCGAUGCGUCUCCAUCAUCGACGCCGAAGCCAACGUUGUUCGACCACGAGUUCUCCCUGGCAGAUCGUGUCGCCCUUGUGUCAGGCGGGAACCGCGGGCUUGGGCUCGAGAUGGCCAUGUCCCUGGUUGAAGCAGGUGCACGCGUAGUAUACUGCGUUGACCUUCCAAAGCAGCCUGGUGAAGAGUGGACCAAGGUGAAAGAGUAUGUCGGCAGGAUGCAGGGCAAGGCGGGUCAAGGGAGGCUUGAGUACAUCAGCGCCGACACACGAGAUCAGGAAGCAAUGUGGAGGAUCGGCGAGAAAAUCGGCGACACCGAAGGCCGAAUGGACGCAUGUGUAGCUGCCGCCGGUAUCCUCAAACCCCACACAGACUGCCUUGACUACCCUGCCAAGCAGUUCCAGGAGGCACGUCGUAUCCAUUCUACAGGAUCCGCGAACUAA
Molecule: messenger RNA, 645 nt
Organism: Fibroporia radiculosa
Lineage: Eukaryota; Fungi; Basidiomycota; Agaricomycetes; Polyporales; Fibroporiaceae
Exons: 3
Coding region: 1-645 (214 amino acids)
Cellular component (GO): intracellular anatomical structure
Molecular function (GO): oxidoreductase activity, acting on NAD(P)H, oxygen as acceptor
Source: RefSeq, a predicted model, not a curated record